This is a messenger RNA of Trichomycterus rosablanca, 1655 nucleotides long. It is a transcript of the gene fam217ba, whose product is annotated as family with sequence similarity 217 member Ba. Lineage: Eukaryota; Metazoa; Chordata; Actinopteri; Siluriformes; Trichomycteridae. The record is from RefSeq and is a predicted model, not a curated record. The coding region runs from base 69 to 1655 and encodes 528 amino acids. The transcript is spliced from 4 exons.
AUUCUGUAAAUGGCACUUCUGUUGCCCCAGAAAAUAGCAGUUAAGGCAAACUGGAUGUGCCAGUGGCAAUGGGACCCAUUCUGCAAGAAGGGACAGAAUCGACUAUCCUGAAGAAGGUGCAAGUCAAAGAAAAGGUUAAAGUGAAAAAUGCAGAAAAUACUGCCGUCGUUACCAGCAACAAUAAAACAGGAAGCAAAGUUAAACAGAACCAGAAACCUCAGAAGAAAACAAGCUCGUUGCAAAAGAAUGUCAUUCCAGUGCAGGACAUCCACCCCUUAUCCAGGGCUAAAAUUGGCCAAAACAGAAACAGACAAAAGCCUGUCAGGAGUCCUACAGCAGGUGCACAUACGAUGCUUAACACACAGUUUGAAGCUGACACAAGGCAUCCAAAACCAAGGCACUUUCCGUUAGCCCGGGAGGAGGAACGUCAGAAAGUGCAGCAUCAGUCCCAUUUGUGCACUGAGCAAAGCUAUGCAAUGCGAGAAAAGAGCCGACGUGCUUUAUCUCUUCCACUGGCUCCUCAUCAGUUUUCCUUUCCCAAGCACGUCCCAGACCUCAAGGCCCUGCAUCUGGAGCACAGAGAAGAUGACACUGACAGUGCCAGCGACCUGUCAGACUCUGAGCGGCUCCCUGUGUUGCCGUCUCCCUGCACCCCUCCUCAGCUCAAUCUCCGGGCAGAAAUCGUCAACACCAUGGACCUACAUCCGCACAUUCCAGGCCCCAGGACGGGACAGACCGGGAGUGAAAGCUACAGCUACCCUGACUUCCUGCCUCCACCUUUUAACACCUGGAGCUUAAGACAACUUGCCGUCUUCUUGAACACCGAUGGAAAACGUGCACCACGUCCCAAACCUGUGGGCCAGCUCGAGAAAUACCUGGAACGCCUCCUGCAGCUCGAGUGGCACCAGAUCCAGACCAUUCAGGCAGAGAACGGCCGGGGUAAUGCAGCCAAUGUCUGUCCUAGAGGGCGCACCCUUUACGGUCCGCAAGUUGCCAGCUUUUCCAGACCUCACACAGCCCCACCUACACGCCUCAGCUCGCCAAAAAGUGUGCGCCAGAGUCAACCCUUUACUCUUCUUUCAUCUCUGGGCAGCCCAUCAUCAUGCCGGCUCUCUCGCUGCCUUUACAGUCAGGUCCGUUACCCAAUGUGCAACGGGAGCUGCUCCUCAUAUGCCUAUCAGCGCCAUUCCCGCCUCAGCCCAUUGCUAGAGCGUAAAGCACCACCCAACAUCGCCCAAAAAAGAAGCAGCAGUGAAAGUCGGGCUUCAGCUGACAACCGAGUUAAGACUCAUUAUCCCGUCAGCCCGAGAAUUCCACAAAAACAUAUGCAGCCAGCUGGAAAUGGGCAUAAAGUUUCUCAGGAAUCAAGUGGUAAGAGUAAAGAUCAGGGUCCAGCACGGAAAGGUUACAGUGGAGGGGCAGAUCAGGUUACAGUGGAGAGGCAAAAAGAUACACUAAUAGGUAGAAGUGCAGUCGAUAAGCGCAUUGUUGCUGGUAACAAACGAGAAGUUAGCGGGCUAGAGCAGAGCAAAGAAAAGCAGUGUACACAGACUGGGAGCACUGGUAAAAGGGAUGGGGUUAAAACAGUGGUUGUGGAAAGUAAUAAAGGAAAACAGACACACAAAAAGGCAAAAAAUGUCCAGCUGGCCAAGUAA